AGCAUUCAACAGGGAGAUAAGAGAAAGAAAGCUUUGAUCUGAAUUUCUUUCUUUCUUGAGAGAUAGAGAGAGUGAGAGAGAGAAGAGUGAGGAAAGAUGGCCUUUGUUGAGUCCGUUGUCGGGUUCCUCCUCCAAAAACUCACUGACCCGAUCAUUCAAGAAGCCAUUUUCUUAGAUGGGGUUCGCGAUCAAGUCGAAUGGCUCGAGGAAGAAUUCACACGGAUGCGAUGCUUCCUGAAAGACGCAGAUGCCAAACAGGAUUCAGAUGUAAGAGUGAAGAACUGGGUGCGGAACGUGAGAAAUGUUGCAUAUGAUGCUGAGGACGCCAUCGACAUCUUUGUCUUCAAGAUAGCACCCUUGAGGCAAAGAGGAUUUCUGGGUCGCAUCAGAAGGUAUGCUUUCAUCUUCCAUGAUUUGUCAGCUCUCCAUAAAUUGGGCUUGGAGAUUGAACGGAUAAAGACUAAAAUCAGUUCGAUCUCCGAAAGUAGGUUGGCUUAUGGAAUUGAAAAUAUAGGUCAGGGAGGAGGCACGAGCUCCUCGGGUCUAAGCCUCCAAGAGUGGAGGCUCACUUCUCCUCUUGCUCAAGAACCAGAUUUUGUUGGGUUUGAAAAAGAUUUGGAGAUAUUGGUGGAUCGAUUGACGAAGGGAAAGCGGCGUUUUGUUGUUUCUGUAGUUGGAAUGGGUGGUCUUGGUAAGACCACUCUUACAAAAAAAGUUUAUAACGACACCCGUGUUAAGACGCAUUUUCAGUCUUUUGCAUGGAUUUCUAUAUCUCAAGAGUAUGGUGUGAGAGAUCUUCUUCAGAACAUCAUGAAUUGCUAUAUGGUGCUCUCAGAAGAGGAGAUCAAGAAAAUGAAUAUCUUUCAGCUGAGGCAUAAAAUUUCAGAGUAUUUGCAAGGUAAGAGAUACCUGAUGGUACUAGAUGAUAUAUGGACGAACGAAGCAUGGGAUGCUCUCAAGGAUGCUUUCCCAGAUAUGAAUAAUGGAAGCAGGGUUAUGCUCACCACGCGCAACAAAGACGUAGCUUUACAUGCAGAUGCACGAAGCCUGCCGUAUGAAUUACGAUUUUUAGAAACAGAUGAGAGUUGGGAAUUGUUCUGUAAGAAAACAUUCCCAAGACAAGAUACCGAUUGCCCUCCAGAAUUGGAGACAUUGGGAAGAGAGAUUGUGGCAAAAUGCCAUGGUCUACCUCUUGCGAUCGUAGUCAUUGGAGGGCUGUUAUCAAGGAAAGAGCCGUGGGAGUGGGAGAAUAUACACAAGAGCAUUAGCUGGCAAUUUGUUGAAGGACAGCCUGAAAUCUCUAGAAUCUUAUCUUUGAGUUAUAAAGAUCUGCCCUAUCACUUAAAGCCAUGUUUUCUCUACUUGGGCAUUUUUCCAGAAGACUAUGAAUUCCAGGCAAAGAAACUGAUUCAAUUGUGGGCCGCGGAAGGGUUGCUGCAACAGAGAGGGAAUGAAAAACUAGAGGAGGUGGGAAAAGAUUGUCUGAAAGAGUUGAUUCAACGAAGUCUGAUUCAGCUUGCUAAAAGAAGUUCGAGUGGGGGUAUCAAAAGUUGCCGUAUUCAUGAUCUUUUGCGGGAUCUUUCCAUAUUAGAAGCAAAGGAAGAUAAGUUUCUCCAAGUUCAUCGUGAGAAUGUGGAUGCUCUGUCCACAUCUACAGCUCGUCGACUUGCAAUUUACCGUAAUGCUUCAAGUGAGUGCACUUCUUCAAAAUUUUCCGCUCCACGCCUUCGAUCUUUCCUGAUCUACACCCAAGUUGAUGAGAAGCAUGAAAGGAAACCAGAGAAGUUUCUUUACCAAGGCUUUAAAUUACUCAGGGUGUUAGAUCUACACAAUGUAGCAAUAAAAAGUCUACCGAGUGAGAUAGGUGCACUGAUCCACUUGAGAUACCUUGGGUGUACCAACACUUUUUUAAAAAUGCUCCCAUCAUCGAUAGGCAAUCUUCGCAAUUUGCAAACACUGACUGUAACAACUUAUAACGACGCCGUCAACAUACCCAUCAUAAUGGAGAAGAUGAAACAGUUAAGACAUGUCCAAGUGAAGAGCGCAUAUCAAGGGUCUAGUUAUGUAAGUUGGGGUGUGAUAAAAGGGCAUGAACGAGUCAACCAGAUUAGUAACCUCCAAACUCUAUCAUAUGUAAAGGCCGGUGAAUGGAUGGUGGGUUGCUUGGGAAAGCUUACCAAUCUUAGGAAACUAGGAAUAAAUUUAGAUGAUGGACCAUAUGUUGAGGUAUUGUACAAAUCCAUUGUCAAAUUGGACUGCCUGCAGUCCUUAAGUGUGAAUGGGUCCCAGUUACCAUCGAAUUUGCAUUUCACAUGUCUUAGCAAGUUAAUUAAGUUGCGUUUGGUUGGAAUUUUAGAGAAGUUACCCGAGUCUACUGAAUUCCCAACAAACCUCACCAAGCUCACCUUGUUACUCUCCCAUUUAAAGCAAGACCCACUGGCGACGUUGGAUAAGCUGAAAAACCUUCGCAUUCUCAGAUUGCUGAAAGGUUCAUACGAGGGGAAGCAAAUGGCUUGCUCUGAACAAGGGUUUCCUCAACUCGAAUCCUUACAUCUUGAAGAUUUAGAUCAAUUAGCAGAGUGGAGUGUGGCGGAAGGAGCUAUGCCAAGUCUUUUACAUUUGCAUAUUAGUGGUUGCUGGCAAUUGAAGAUGCUUCCGGAAGGGCUGGAAUACGUGACUACCCUCAGGAAAUUGGAGUUGUGGAGCAUGCAUCAAGGAUUCAAGGAUAGGGUUGGAGACGGGGGAGAGGAUUGGCAUAAGGUUCAGCACAUACCCUCCAUCGACAUACGCUCUAGGAACUUCUAAGCACUUGCACUUUCUGUCGUCGCGAGACCUACAUUGGACCCUUUUUGGAUGAAGCCAUGCUAGCGGUCGUCUGGUUUGACACACGCAAGUCGCUGUAUGUUGGAUGAAACCAUUGUUCGUCCAUCUAGUUGACCUUCUUUGGUGGACCAUUGCAUAAAUUCACAUGGAUGCGACAACUUUAUAUGUUUGGUUAGUGACUUUUCCUUGUUAAAUGUGGACUGUAGACCAUUUUUUGUUUGAAGGCUAUUGAUUUGAUGGUUAGCAUCAUCUUGCCAGUUUGAUUUUUUAAUGAUGGUCACAAUAGGACCUCCCAAAAGAAUUGCUUGGAUCAAUCAAAUAUAGAACGCCUGGGUUUAAGUACUUCUAUUUUUCUGAUGUGUUGCUUUAGUAUGAAUAGUUGCAGAUCAUUUUUAGGCAACCAGAGAUUUGAUUUGUAAUCUCUUGAUUUUAUUGGUGAUGCUACUAGGUGCGUUGGAGGUGAUUGAUGAGAGAGUUUACAGAUGUGAAUGAUCAAGCUGCUCAACGGGUGCGGGCCACUAUUGCAGCUUUCCUUGCUCAAAAAUCAGGCUGUCUGUUCAUAAUAAUGUGCCAUACAUGUAUAUUAAAUGGUAACUGUCCAUUUCAUACACAAACAUUUGGAUCACCUGAUUUGCAUGGGACCUGAUUCUUGGACCUAAGCAUAAGUUGUGGGUGAGGUUUCCUAAUCCCAAAUGUGUGUGGAGCAUUGCCCAACCAAAUGCAGCUACAUACACCAAUGCAGAAUAAGGGUGUGUGAUAAGAGCUUUGUGGGGGACACUCUUAGGAAUUUCUGGCUUAAAAAUCAAUUACUUAGGUGAACCACUGUGUAUAAAACAAAUGGAUGUUUAGAAAGAGUUGUAUAUUUUGUCAACUUAGGAGCAAAAAGCCUGAUUAUUGUUCCAUAUUGGCAUCUGCGGCUACACGUGGAUGGUCAUGAUUCCACACAAGGGUGUGCUUUGCCUCUGUUUUAAGUUUGCUUCAUAUGGUUUUUUACUUGUUUGGUCCCUUAUGAUAGUUGGAGUUACAACAUGUACAAUGUUCAAUUGCUCUAGCGUUGCUUUUGUUGUAUGUAGGGAAUGCAUUUGGAUUUGUCUGCAUUUAAUCCAUGCUUUGAAGCCCAUAAUGGAUUAAUAAGUAAUUUCACAUCCUGGCUUGAAAUUGGUUAGUGUUAGUAAUAUUCCUACAAUUUAAAAAGUUCUCUAUUUAUUAUAACCCAACCCAAGCAAAACUAAUUGAUAGUUACUUCUUAUCCAAUCUUUAGAUCUAUUUCCCAAGCAAUUGAUGUAUUAUUUUCCUAACCGUCUUUUGUAGGAUUGAUUUGACAGAUUAGGAGCUUUGAUCCAUAAGAUUUUUGGAGCAUCUUUCUUUUAUGACAGAGCCUAUCAAAUCAAAGUUUGGAUCUUAGAACUACUAUCUGCACUUGUAACUCACAUCCAAACACUUUGACCAUUUACAUUAGGAACUUAUACUUCCUGUUUUAUCCAUGAUUAGUUUUUAAAGUUAGGUAUAUGCUUCAACUUCUUUUAUAGAUUUAAUCAAUCAUAUUCUAGCAUACAACUUUCAGGUUUUAAUCACAAAUUGAUUUCAGAUUUUUUUUUUUUUUUUUUCUCUCACAGCAGAGAUUGUGAUGACCUAUGCGUGCAAGUGACUAGAUGAAGUGAAGAAUGGUAGAAUGGUUGACUCGACAGUGAUGAGAUGUUUGCAUGAUAUUUCUAAUUGUAACUUGAUGAUUCAUGUAUUAUUUAUUUAUUUAUUUAUUUUUUUGUUACAGAUCUUUCAAUAUGAUAACAUGAGUUUAUAUUCAUUAUAUUUUUUGUACUUCAAUCACACAAACAGUUCAUUUAAUGUUUGAUUUAUUCACUGUAUGCAUUGUCUGCCUGUAAUAUGUUAAUUGAAAUUUGAAAUAAAGAGGAAUUUCUUUACGGUGGAGGCCUAGAAGGGCUUCCACCAUUUUUCUUUUUUAA
This is a messenger RNA of Magnolia sinica, 4787 nucleotides long. RefSeq names its product putative disease resistance protein At1g50180. The transcript is spliced from 2 exons. Gene Ontology annotation, molecular function: ADP binding. The record is from RefSeq and is a predicted model, not a curated record. The coding region runs from base 97 to 2805 and encodes 902 amino acids. Gene Ontology annotation, biological process: defense response to other organism. NCBI's taxonomy places the organism in Eukaryota, Viridiplantae, Streptophyta, Magnoliopsida, Magnoliales, Magnoliaceae.